Messenger RNA from Phasianus colchicus (ring-necked pheasant), 1981 nucleotides. RefSeq names its product solute carrier family 5 member 7 (gene SLC5A7). Gene Ontology annotation, cellular component: perikaryon; axon; plasma membrane. Gene Ontology annotation, biological process: acetylcholine biosynthetic process; transmembrane transport; synaptic transmission, cholinergic. Gene Ontology annotation, molecular function: choline:sodium symporter activity. The record is from RefSeq and is a predicted model, not a curated record. NCBI's taxonomy places the organism in Eukaryota, Metazoa, Chordata, Aves, Galliformes, Phasianidae.
ACCAGUCGGGACUCCAACAUGCCUUUCCAUGUGGAGGGACUGGUGGCCAUAGCUGUGUUUUACCUGGCUAUCCUGGCAGUUGGGAUAUGGGCUGCUUGGAAAACCAAGAACACCGGCAGCGAUGGAGAUCGCAGCGAAGCUAUUAUCGUCGGCGGAAGAGACAUUGGCUUGCUGGUUGGUGGAUUUACAAUGACUGCCACAUGGGUUGGAGGAGGUUACAUCAACGGGACAGCAGAAGCUGUGUAUGUCCCAGGCUACGGUCUAGCUUGGGCUCAGGCACCUAUCGGAUAUUCCCUUAGUCUGGUCUUAGGUGGUCUGUUUUUUGCAAAACCUAUGCGAUCCAAAGGCUAUGUGACAAUGCUAGACCCUUUUCAGCAGCUUUAUGGAAAAAGGAUGGGAGGGCUUCUGUUUAUUCCAGCUUUAAUGGGAGAAAUGUUUUGGGCUGCUGCCAUCUUCUCUGCCUUAGGUGCCACGAUAAGUGUGAUCAUUGACAUUAAUAUCAAUCUUUCAGUCAUUAUUUCUGCCCUGAUUGCAACUCUGUACACUCUUGUGGGUGGGCUUUAUUCUGUGGCCUACACUGACGUAGUUCAGUUGUUCUGCAUCUUCCUUGGGCUGUGGAUCAGCGUACCCUUUGCACUGUCCAAUCCUGCAGUGACAGACAUUGGUUUCACAGCUGUGCAUGAGGUGCACCAAGCUCCUUGGCUCGGAACUAUUGGCUCACUUAACAUUUACACCUGGCUGGACAAUUUCCUUUUGCUGACAUUCGGAGGUAUCCCAUGGCAAGCAUAUUUCCAGCGAGUUCUUUCCUCAUCUUCUGCCACAUAUGCUCAAGUUUUGUCAUUUCUGGCUGCUUUUGGCUGCCUUGUGAUGGCUAUUCCUGCAGUACUCAUCGGCGCGAUUGGAGCAUCCACAGCCUGGAACCAGACUGAAUAUGGUUUUCCUGACCCCAUUGCUAAUAAAGAAGCGGAUAUGAUUUUACCAAUUGUGCUCCAGUAUCUUUGCCCAGUCUACAUCUCAUUCUUUGGCCUCGGUGCUGUAUCUGCUGCUGUCAUGUCAUCAGCUGACUCUUCAAUUUUAUCAGCAAGUUCUAUGUUUGCUCGGAACAUUUACCAGCUCUCAUUUCGGCAAAAUGCCUCAGACAGGGAAAUCGUAUGGGUCAUGAGAAUCACUGUUUUUCUCUUUGGAGCAUCAGCGACAGCGAUGGCACUGCUGGCAUCAUCAGUGUACGGCCUGUGGUACCUCAGCUCUGAUCUUGUUUAUAUCAUCAUAUUCCCUCAGCUCUUGUGUGUGCUGUUUAUUAAAGGAACCAACACCUAUGGUGCCAUUGCAGGAUACUUAUUUGGCCUUGUUCUCAGAAUAACUGGAGGAGAACCAUACCUCUACCUUCAGCCCUUGAUCUACUAUCCUGGCUGCUAUCCUGAUGAAAAUAAUAUCUACGUCCAGCGAUUCCCAUUUAAAACACUUGCGAUGCUUACCUCCUUCUUUACUAACAUUAUAGUCUCCUACUUAGCCAAAUACUUAUUUGAGAGCGGGACUUUGCCACCAAAGCUGGAUUUCCUUGAUGCUGUGGUUGCGAGGUACAGUAGAGAACACAUGGACAAAGCAACACUUGUAAAGAGUGACAAUAUUGUAUUAAACGAACUCGCACCUGUGAAUCCGCGGCACAGUCUAACUUUGAGCUCGACUUUCACAAACAAGGAAGCCUUUAAUUACGUUGAUUCAAGUCCAGAUCUGUCCAACACGGAAGAUAAUUAAAAAGAGUGGCACCCACAGACGAAGCAAUGCGAAACACAAUAUUCUACGAAGAAUAGUAAGAGGCAUUUUAUGGAAAGAAAAGCAAAACUUAGGAAUGAAAUGCCACUGCACAAUCUCUCAUUGGUUCUACGAGCAGGAGCAUCCAUGGGCAGAACUCUUUCCUGUUAUUAUCUAACAUGUUGGAUUAGAUCACAGAGUGUUUACCUAAAGAUGCACUUAGAUCCCA